AUGAAUGGCACCUGAAUACACGGUUCCGCAAUUUGUUAUUUUAGCAGUGCGUUUUUUAAAUCAUGAUUCAAAACGUCCACUUACCCACAAGUUUGGUCAGCCUGUGGCAGGAGCGGACUGACAACUCAUGGGGCCCCCGGCAAUAGGGGAUCAUGGGGCCCCUGUGUCCUUGCCCAAAUUCAAAAAAAACCUAUGAAAAAGGUACCAGGGGCAUCUCAUGGGGCCCCCUACUGACCCCGGGCCCUCGGGCAGUGCCCGAGUUUCCAAAUGGUCAGUCCGCCCCU
This is a messenger RNA of Staurois parvus, 284 nucleotides long. Lineage: Eukaryota; Metazoa; Chordata; Amphibia; Anura; Ranidae. The record is from the annotation of a GenBank genome assembly.